Molecule: messenger RNA, 2305 nt
Organism: Pseudopipra pipra
Lineage: Eukaryota; Metazoa; Chordata; Aves; Passeriformes; Pipridae
Exons: 7
Coding region: 1-1971 (656 amino acids)
Biological process (GO): protein autophosphorylation
Cellular component (GO): cytoplasm
Molecular function (GO): protein serine/threonine kinase activity; ATP binding
Source: RefSeq, a predicted model, not a curated record
AUGAAUAUGGGCAAGUCCAGCCCCCGGCUGGCCCGGGAGGAAGCGACAGCAGCGCGGGCCGAGCGGGCGGGAUGGGGUCCGAGCAGCGGCGGGAAGUUGCAAGAUUGCCAGCAAAGAAGUCAAAAUAAAGUGAAGCAGCUAAAAAAGCCCGUGGUCUCGGCAUGGGUGCGGGAGGAAGGGGAGCUCCGUGACUCCAGCCGGGGCUGCCCCCGGGGCGCGCGGGGGCCAACGGGGAACGGACAACUGGACAAACGGACGAACCGACGAACGGACCAACGGCCCCGGCGCUUCGGCAGCAGCAGCGGCGGCAGCAGCAGCGACUCUAGAGACGAGCUCUCGGUCUUUCUCCUGCUCUUGCUCUUCUUCCUCCUCUCCCUCUCCCGGUGUCCCACUGUCCCAGUGUCCCUGUCCCGGUGUCCCUGUCCUGGUGUCCCGGUGUCCCUCUCCCAGUGUCCCUCUCCCGGUGUCCCUGUCCCGGUGUCCCUGUCCCGGUCCCGGUCCCCCCUCCCCUUGCCGGCCCGGGCCAUGGCCCCGGCCGUUCCCCUCUGCCGGGCGGGGCCGCCCCGUCCCCGGCCCUGGGCGGCCCGGCGCGGUCCCGCCCUCGCCCGGCUCCCGGCGCGCCGGUUGUGGCGCUGCUGGGCGCUCCUGUGGGGCGGGCUGUGGGGCGGGCUGUGGGGCGGGUUUUGGGGCGGGCUAUGGGACGGGCUGUGGGGCGGGCCGUGGGAUGGGCUGUGGGACGGGCUGUGGGGCGGGUUUUGGGGCGGGCUGUGGGACGGGCUGUGGGACGGGCUGAGGGACGGGCUGCGGGACGGGCUGUGGGGCGGGUUUUGGGGCGGGCUGUGGGACGGGCUGUGGGACGGGCUGUGGGGCGGGCUGUGGGAUGGGCUGUGGGGCGGGCUGUGGGAUGGGCUGAGGGACGGGCUGUGGGGCGGGCUCGGCCUCGCCGCCCCUUGGCUCCGCCCGGCUCGAGCCCGGCGCCUGCCGGGGCCGGCGGGGGACGCGGGCGCCGCGGCCGCUGCCGCCUCCUCGGCGGGUUCCCCGGGCAGAGCUCCGCCGCCGCUGCCCGCUGCGGGUGGGGAAGCCCGGCCCGGGCCGCUCGAGGGGCGCUCGGGGGCCGUGCCGGGCCCCGGCCCGAACGCUGACGGCCACGUCUCGCCCGCGCGGAAGGCGAAGGGGCCCCUGCAGAAGCGCUACCGGCUGGGUUCGCUGCUGGGCAGCGGCGGCUUCGGCCGCGUCUACGCGGGGACCCGCCUGGCGGACGGAGCCCCGGUGGCCAUCAAAGCCGUGCCCCGGGAUCUCAUCCGGCGCUGGGGCGAGCUGCCCGACGGCACCCUGGCACCCCUGGAGAUCGUGCUGCUGGACAAGGUGUCCAAUGGCUUUCGUGGUGUCAUCCAGCUCCUGGAGUGGUUCGAGCUCCCCAACAGUUUCUUGUUGGUGAUGGAGCGUCCGGAGCGCUCUCGGGACCUCUCUCGCGUAAUCACGGCGUGGAGGUUCCUGCCGGAGGAGAUGGCGUGGGGGCUGUUCCGCCAGGUGCUGAAGGCCGUGCGGCACUGCACCAGCUGCGGCGUCCUGCACCGGGACAUCAAGCCCCAGAACAUCCUCCUCGACCUGGCCACCGGCGAGGCGAAGCUCCUUGACUUUGGAUGUGCCACCUUCCUUCAGGACACGGUCUACACCCAGUUUGCAGGAACACCGUCAUACAGCCCGCCAGAGUGGAUCUGCUUCAAACGCUACCGCGGCGAGGCGGCCACGAUCUGGUCCCUGGGCAUCCUGCUCUACCAGAUGGUCUGCGGGAAGCACCCGUUCUGCAGAGGCACCAACACCAUCUGGGACCAGCUCCCGUUCCCACCACGGGUCUCUCGAGGGUGCCAGCACCUUAUCAGGUGGUGUUUGUCCAUCCGCCCCUCGGACAGGCCAUCAUUGAAAGACCUUUUGUGCCAUCCUUGGGUGCAGGGCAUUCACCUGCUCUAGAAGACAGGAGAGAUCCAUGUGCUCACUUUGAUCCGGGGGCCUGGCAGCUGGGCCCUCGGCAGAACACUGACAGCCUGGUCUGGCCCCCAGGGAAGGAGAAGGGGCCUCUGGAGAAGCUGUGCCGGGUGGGGCUGCUGCUGGAGACAUCGAGGACGACGUCAGGGAUGACAAGCUCUUUGUUGUUGACCUGGACACCGGCGAGCUGAAGAUGAUGGACUUUGAUUCUGGCCCCUUCCUCCAAGCCGUGCUCCACACGCCGUUUGCAGAUGAGUCCACACCCAGGGGGUGCUCCCGGGCAUUGCUCAGCCUGGCUGGGCACCGAAGGUUCCCCCUU